ACGCACGAUAGCAGCAUGACAGUGCAACAUCUACACUAGAGCACGACUUUACGAUUAUAUGUGCCACGCUGAGAGCGCUCGUGAGCCCCAGAGCAAGAGAAGUAAGUUUGUCACCAAGCAGAAAGAGAGAAGUAACAGCAGGAGAAGAGCACAGUAAAAGAUAUCAAGAGGAACCAGAAAGAGACUGUGGGAGUGACAGGAGAGAUGCGCGUGGGGAUGAAGUGGGUUUGUCGGAGGAGGUGAGCCGUGCCGCUCGUACACACACGCGCACACACACACUUCCAAAAGCUCAGGACUCCCAAGGAAGGAGGAGAGGAUGAAGAAACACUCGGCCCGAGUGGCCCCUCUCAGCUCCUAUAGCGCCCAGGUGCUCACCUGCCCCAUCUCUGAAGGAGAGGAGGGCUCAGAAUCACAUGCAGAGACUCCAGUCAGUGAAACGAGCGGAAAUGGCACCGUAUACCAGACCUGCGCCAACACAGUGCUCAAGGUGCUGGGGGGUUUGCUGGUGGUGCUGUGUGUCUCCUCGUCUUGGGUGGGCACCACACAGGUGGUCCAGCUCACGUUCAAAUCCUUUUCCUGUCCCUUCUUCAUCACGUGGUUCAGCACCAACUGGAACAUUCUCUUCUUCCCCCUCUACUAUUCUGGGCACGUGGCCACCACCAGAGAAAAACGGACGCCCAUUCAGAAAUUCAGGGAAUGUAGUCGGUUGUUUGGGGAGGACGGGAUGUCUCUGAAGGUGUUUCUGAAGAGAACGGCGCCUUUCUCCAUCUUGUGGACGCUCACUAACUACCUGUACCUGUUAGCACUGAGAAAACUAACUGCUACGGACGUCUCAGCGCUCUACUGCUGCCACAAGGCCUUUGUCUUCCUCUUGUCGUGGAUUGUCCUCAAGGAUCGCUUCAUGGGUGUGCGGAUUGUGGCCGCCAUUAUGGCUAUAACAGGCAUUGUGAUGAUGGCUUAUGCUGACGGCUUUCACGGGGAUUCCUUUAUGGGUGUGGCUUUAGCAGUCGGCUCCGCCUCCACUUCUGCUCUCUACAAGGUGCUGUUUAAGAUGUUCCUCGGCAGUGCUAAUCUGGGCGAGGCCGCUCAUUUCUUCUCCACCAUGGGCUUUUUCAAUCUCAUCUUCAUCUCCUGCGUUCCACUCAUCCUGUACUUCACCAAAGUGGAGCAUUGGGGUUCCCUCUCCUCUUUGCCCUGGGGUUACCUCUGCGGGCUGGCAGGCCUUUGGCUAGUAUUUAACAUCCUGGUCAAUGUAGGAGUGGUACUCACGUAUCCUAUUCUGAUAUCCAUUGGGACGUUACUCAGUGUUCCAGGCAAUGCAGCUAUCGACGUGCUGAAGCAUGAGGUCAUCUUCAGCGUGGUGCGUCUGGCUGCCACCUGCAUCAUCUGCCUGGGCUUCCUGCUGCUGCUGCUCCCUGAGGAGUGGGAUACGGUCACCCUGCGCUUCCUCACCACCCUCGCCGACAAGAAGACGGAGGAGCACGGCGAGGAGCUCACGGAGUCCAGCGUCCACACGCGCAGCCGGAGUAGAGCCAACGGAGCCGUAUCAAUCCCUAUGGCAUGACCUUUGACCUGUGAAUGAACAGCCAGCGAUCGACACCGAUCCUCCCUGUGGCAGCCUAUGUAUGUGCCAGUUUGAUUGUACUUGUAUUUUAGAAACACAAAAGAGAAUAAGCAAAACGAAGUAGGAGGAUGUUUUUUUUUCUUCAAUAAUCACAAGAUCAACCGAUCAGAACGCUAAUGCCACGCUGUCCAGCUCUUUAAAGGGUCGUUCCACCCCAAAAGGACAGUUUUGUCAUUAAUCCAAUAUCCUUGUAACUUCAUAAUAUUACUGUUUUACUGACGACAGAGAAUUCAAAUUACGUCUUUCAUACUUUUCUGCACCUUGACAGCCGUAAUUGUUCGACAGUCAAUGGGACAGUCGCAUCAAAAAUAUCUUAAAUUGCGUUUCCAAGACGAUCUAAGCUUUUACGGGUUUGGAACGACAUGGGGGUAAUUGAUUCAUAACAAAAAAAAAUCUUACAUUUUGGGGUGGAGCAAGCCUUUAAUAGAGCUGAGAGCGGAGGCUAGAGUGUUCACUUACUGACAGUAUUUGUUUUAUUUUACAGAAGGGAUCUAGCAAUCUCUUCCCUGCAAUCUCUAUGGGAAGAUACGCAUCCAUUCCAUAGAAAUGGACUUUCAGACUUUGGUCUCCCGCUGCACGACAAACC
Molecule: messenger RNA, 2210 nt
Organism: Puntigrus tetrazona (Sumatra barb)
Lineage: Eukaryota; Metazoa; Chordata; Actinopteri; Cypriniformes; Cyprinidae
Gene: slc35f4
Product: solute carrier family 35 member F4
Exons: 7
Coding region: 317-1564 (415 amino acids)
Cellular component (GO): membrane
Source: RefSeq, a predicted model, not a curated record